Mercenaria mercenaria is the source of this 9079-nucleotide messenger RNA. RefSeq lists its product as uncharacterized. The transcript has 8 exons. The coding region runs from base 263 to 4105 and encodes 1280 amino acids. NCBI's taxonomy places the organism in Eukaryota, Metazoa, Mollusca, Bivalvia, Venerida, Veneridae. The record is from RefSeq and is a predicted model, not a curated record.
AUGAAAUUGAACCCUACCUUGAUGCAACAGAUAUUUUGCAAAACUUGACAUGCAUGCGUUGAUUUUUAACAGAUUACAUGUAUUUGAAGCCCGUGGGAAUUUUGUGACCGAGGCCAAAGCAUAAAAAGACAAGCCACGACGAAUAAAUUCAUUGUUUUUAUAUGUGAAGACUUUACGAUUCCUGUACAGUUUUUAGUUUUUGGAAACGCAGGUCACCCGCACUGACAUAAAAUGACCUGAUCUGUCAAACACUGGAGAAGCAAUGAAUCACCAAAGUCAAUUAAAGAAUUCAAAAUACAGAAACUGGGUCAAAGGCGGGCUUGCCUUCAAGUAUCUGAAGCAAGGAAUAACAGGAUUCGCCGAAUGCCUUGUACAACAAGAACAUGAUAGAAUAUUUACUACCAUAGGGCAAGCCACACCGACCGGAGUUGCAUGUAACACUUGCACUCUGAGAACUUUAAAACCAAAGCACAACAGUGAAAAAGACCAAGACACUGGUAAAAAUUGGUGUCCAUGGGUACAGAAAAAUUGCAAUUGUUUACCAGGGAAGAAACAACUGCAUACAUGUCCAAAUGCUGUUUGCGAUGCCGUUUUUGAAGACAUAUUAAAUAACCAUGCUUCGUCACCACCAACACCGUCGUGGCAGAAUACCAAAAUUGAAAACUGGGGUAUAUCUCCAUGGGAGAUUGCUAAAUGCUUCAUCAAUGCACCUGGUUAUCAUGAUAAAAAUGAUGCUUGCGCUAUUGAUUCAGCUGGGCUACUACAUCUAUUCAUAAAUAACAAGAAAUUGCAGUCCCACUUGAAUUGUUCAGUUACCGGAAAAGAUGUAUUCACUAAGACUCGCGAUCGAAGAAAUUUGUUAUUCCACUCCCCAUCAAUGGAACUAGAGGAAAACAAGUUACACGAAUUGAUUGAUGAUAUUAUAGAAAUACUUGAGGACGACAGAGAACUAAAGGCAAGAGAUGAUGCACAGCAAGCUGUGACAAAUCUUAAAGAUCUAAAAAAUGAAGAUGUGCAUAUAACCACAAGAACUGAGGCUGAGGUUUGCAGAGAGGCAAUGGAAGCAAUUGUUAGCAAAACAAAAGAACUGGAAGAACUGGCAACUGAUCUUAAAUGUUUGAUAAAGGAUACGAAAACUGAUUAUGAUUCAAAACUAAAGACUCUUCAGGAAAAUGUGGCCAAACAACAAGCAAUCGAACAAAUUACUGUUGAUGAGACAAAACUUGAACCACGUGUCAGUGACGUUGAAUCACGUGUAGCUCAGAUUGAAAUAGACAUCACGGAUUUGCAAAUGCAACUAACGGAAGUUCACAAAGAUGUCAAGAAAUUUAAAGAUGUCUGCAGUGUUCGAGAGAAGCAGGUUGAGUACGUGAAAAAGAAACAAGUACUUCAAGAAAAGCUCAUCGCCCGAUACCGACAACAUUAUGUAAAAACAUCAAUUUCUCCGAUGAAAAGUAAAGAUAAUGACAUUGAUAUCAGUGACGUAUAUGUUCUUCCAAAAAUGGUAACAGAAGAAAAAGACAAAAGCACAAGAGAGUCAACAUCAAAAACAUUAUAUGAAGCAACGGAUUCGACGAAAUUUCAAUACAAUAAUCAGUAUCAAGAAGUUUUCUUUCACAAAGGACAAGAAAAGAAACGAAUCUUUAUAUUAGGUGAGGUUGGUUCAGGUAAAAGUGCAUUUUGUCAAAAGUUGAUUCAGGACUGGUGUGAUGCGCUUGAAACUGUAACGGAUAAUUAUGGCAUCGAUAAUUAUUCUACUCAGGUUAUUUAUGAUAGAAGAGCACCGAAGCAUUUUGACGGUCGCGAUGAGGUUUUAAGUGCAGAUGAAACCAGACGCGACAGCACUGAUGCUGGAAGUGACAAUUCGGGUGCUGAAAGUGACUAUUCUGAUGCUGACACUGACAGCAAUGAAAGUACGGAAGGAAUAGAAGAUCUUCAUUCAGCCCUUCUGAGGCAGUUUGAAUUCCUGUUUUAUAUACCUUUACGGCACAUGUCCGGUACUUUGGACGAAAUUAAUCAAAUGGUGGCUGUUGUAAUAAAAGGAAUAGCGGCAAGAGAAUUUGUGGAUGAAUUGUUCGAAAAAGAAUCGAGAAAUUGUCUAAUUAUUCUUGACGGACUAGAUGAGUGGACAUUCCCAGAUGAGACAGUGAGUGAGUUGGGUUUUACGGCGAAUCGACACAAAAUGGUCAUAUAUCGCCGAGAUGAGACAAGACCUCGUUCACCACAUAUUGCAAAAGGAAUGCCAGACACGGAUAAAGCUGAAAAUGCCACUAUCUUAACAAUGUCCAGACCUUAUGCUAGUGGAAUCAUGAACAUGAAGUCGUCUGAAUGCGAUCAUAAAAUACGUCUACUUGGAAUUGAUGCAAGCUCAGUCCAGAAUUUUAUUCACAGGUAUUUUGUUAACAGAGCGAACAAAAGCAUAUCUCCAGCUGACUUCCGAAAAACUUUGCGUGAGAGAAAACUCAGCCAUCUAGAGAAAACACCAAUGUUGCUGAAGCAGAUGCUUUGGAUGUAUUGCAAUGGGUAUGAAGUAGGGAAAUCUGCCUGCGAUUCUUAUAGUAGUAUCAUUAAUAUCAUGUUUGCCUGGUCUGAUGGAAAAGAUAAUGGAAACGAAAAGGAAGGACUAUAUGACAUUCAAAGGAAAUGCAAAGACUCUUUGGAAAAUCUGCAAUUGCCGCGGCUUCUUGAGAGAUAUCCGAGGUGUAAGGCAAAUAAACUAUUUAUUUUCCUCUUGAGUAAAAUUGCAUUUGACACUUCAUCUAGAAACAAAAAUACAAGCACUUUCGGUCGGUCAACACUUGAAGAAAUCGGCCUUAGAAAAGAGGAUAUUUCAAACACAAUCAAAUACGGACUUCUUGCAGAAGAAAAUUGUUUUGAUCCGGUUUACGAAGAAACACAGCUGUCAUUUACACAUAUUUCAUUUCAGGAAUAUUUCGCUGCUGUUUUCGUAUCUAGUCAACGCUUCCCUGCGCAGCAAACGGGAAUAUGUGCCAGAAAUCGCAAUCACAUUCUGGAUCAACUUUUUUUCAACAUGUAUUCUGCAACCGAUAUACUUCACCAUUCUAACGUAAUACAAAUGGCAGUCGGAUUAGCACCAGAACUGAUGACACAACUCUCGGAAUGUAUAUACGAUAUAGUAUUGAGGGACAAAAGUAUGAUAAGAUAUAGAGAACAGAUAAAGUAUCAUGAAGUAUACAUAGAUACUGAUACACCUCUUCAGAUUCAACAGCUAAUUGCAAGUUGCCUUUUCGAAUACAAAGCGUCAGGUUCAACAGAGAGGCAAAUUGCUAAACUGUGUGACGUUAGUAUCACAGGAAAUACUGAUUCGACCUUGUUGGAUAACAUUGACCCAGAAUCCAUAUGUUCAUUGUAUAUUUUCACUUUUCCUUUGACGGAACACACCAUGAAAUUAGUAUCAAGCAUGAAAAGUACACUUUUAAUCGCGGGAUGUAAAGAUCUGACGCACAGUCAUUGCGUGUCAUUGUUCUUGUCUUUGGUUUCGGCUUCAUUUCUACAAAAACUUGUUUUGUGGGAUAUCAGAUGUUGUUCAGCUAAAUGCAAUGGUCACACAUUCGAACUCCCUACACAUAACAACCUUCGUAGGAUAGAUUUACAAAAUUGUCAGAAUAUGCAUUUUUCUGAUAUGACGCUUCCAGCGCUUGAAUCGUUUUCUAUCAUUGGCUGUGUUCUUACCAACGAUCAAUGCAAACAGUUAUCAGAAGCAGUGUCAAGAGCAAAAUCGUUAAGACAAGUUGAGCUCAGGGAAGUCAAAUGCCUUGAAGAAACGGGUACUAGUUAUAGUAUUGACAUGUCAGGGCAUAACAAACUAGAGACUCUAACAUUUGAUUAUUGUGAGAAUAUGUAUGUCUCAGGAGUAGUACCCACUGUACUCAGUUCCGCGUCUGUCACAAGAUGUCACUUACCACACGAACAGUGUGAGACACUAACUGUGUCGCUUACAGAAGCAGUGGCCUUGACAAGGCUUAAACUUGAGAAUGUCAAAUGUGACAAAACUGACUGUUGUGGCCAUUAUGUUGACCUAUCUAAACACGACCAGCUGGUCACACUCGUGUUUAUAGAUGUAUUUGACAGUAUUGAGUUAUAGGGAGUAAGUACUUCUAACCUAGGACAGUUGAAAGUAUGGUCAACUACGUUAACGGAUAUAGACUUUAUCAGAGAUGCUCCGAAACUUAAAGAAGUUACAAUUUAUUUUUAUGGUACCAAAAAGCUAUAUACACAACAAGUCAAUGCAACAAUAAAGUCCUUACAGAAAUUACAGAAACUGACCUUAAAGUACGUCGAAAUCGAAAACGGUGCACUCGCACUAUCUGCAGAAAUGCAUAGUCUAAGAUAAAUCGAGCUAUGUGAGGUAACUAUGAGUUUAAAAUCAUGGCAAACUUUCCUUGACAGUCUUCUAAUCCUUCAGCAGAAUAUAAGUGUUAGUAUAAAGGAUCCCGGCAUGACGGAAGAAACGUCAACGUCUGCUGUAGGACAUCUGAAUUCUUAUCUGGAAAGAUUUAGCAGAAGGCUUAAAAUAGAAAACAAGGACGAAAAUGUACUGAGUUUCAUGUUGAAAUGAAACGUGAAGUCUGUACUCUCGGAAAAGUAGAAGUUAAGUUGUUUCCAGGUAUGUCUAAAUAUAUUGAUGUAUCAAUGAAAUGUGACAAAACUGUAGUGGAAAUGUGACACUUAUCAUCAGAAAAUUAGCGGUUAUUUGGCAAACCAAAAUAUUUUACUCGCAUUUGUGUGUUAACAUUUAACAAAUAAAACUGCAUUUUCGCAUCCGACGCCGUUGUCAAAACAUUCAAUAUGUUCUUUGAGUGUACCUAUUCCUGUUUGAGUUUUAUCAUUUGCUUUUUUUCACAUUUCACAUGCAAAACUAUCCAUCAGUCCUUUUAAUUUACUCACCGCCUCGGUAGCCUAGUGGUAGGGCGUCCGCUUUGAGUGCGGGAGGUCGUGGGUUCGAUCCCCGGCCGCGUCAUACCAAAGACGUAAAAAUGGUAUUAAUAGCUUCCUCGCUUGGCGCUCAGCAUUAAGAGGAUAGUGCUAGGACUGGUCAGCCCGGUGUCUGUAUAAUGUGACUGGGUGGGGUAUCAUGCCACGUCUCUACGGCGUGAUAUUCCAGUGAGGCAGCACUAUAAAGUUCACAGUAUUUCCUUUAUUUGUUUGUGAUAUUCCAGGGAGGCAGCACUAUAAAGUUGGGCAUUGUGCUCACUGCUACAAGUAGACACCGUCGUUUAUAUGACUAAAAAUGUUGAAAAAGACGUUAAAAACAAAGAAAAAUAUCAAACAGGGAAUGCCACGCACCAAAAGCGCAGCCUCCUCAAAACAAACCCCCCAGCACGCAAACGCGUGCACCACACAUACCCACACUCAAAGCCCACACACCAGGACAAAACGAACAACACACACACACACACACUCAAAGCCAACAUAUAAGGACAAGACGAACAAUAAGCAUACACACACGCGCGCACACAAAGUCAACACACAAGGACAAAACGAACAAACAAAGGAACACAGGGAGGCCAAAGUUAAACCCGAACACACACAUAUUUUAAUUUACUCAAAACUAUCCAUCCAUCGUAUUGGCCAAUAUUUAGCUUAUAUUAUAUUUAACAAUAUAUCACGCUACUUGGGUGCUAUUCAUUAUAUUGAUUAUCGGUAUCUUCCUUCAAUAGUUGAUAUUGUUUAUCCUCGAGAGCUCGAGUUAAUUAAUCUUUUAACUCUGUCAACUUUGGCAAAGGAUGCAGGUCAAUAGUGAGGUUUGGUGUCCGCCAUUGACCGAAUGUUGUUUUCCCACUGACCGUUCCCAGGCGGUGCUUCACAGUAUUCCUUUAUUUGUUUGUAUUAUCUUAUGGCUAAAAAAUAUUGUUUGUUUUCGGUAACAUGCUAAAAAUAUAGGGUAGGUAGGUCGGUAAUUAUUAUUAUUUUUUUAUUAUUAUUGAAUGAGACUUCGGAAAUUAUUUUUGUGUCAAAAAAUGAAUACAAAUAAGGGGGUUAUGCCUUGAGAGCAUCGUUGAUUUCUAACAUCACUGACCAUGAUUAAAGUAUAAAAAAGUGUAGUUUUGCAAGUUUUCGUUAAAAAGUUUAGAAAAAAAUUAUCCAAGGCCAUAAAAACAUUUAGGGUCGGAAUUAGGGUCAAGAGAAGUUGUGGAUGAAUUGUUUGAAAAAAAAAUGGAGAAUUUGCUGAAUUAUUCUUGACGGAUUAGAUGAGAGGGCAUCUCUAGAUGAGACAGAGGACCUCGUUCACAAAAAUGGAAUGUCAGACAGGAAUAAAGCUGAAAUGCCACAAACAAUGUACAGACCUUCUGCUAGAGGAAUCAUGUAGAUGAAAUUGUCUCAAUGCGAUCAUAAAAUACUCCUAUAUGGAACUGAUGAGAGCUCAGUCCAGAUAUUAUUUACAAGUAUUUUGUUUGCAGAGCUAACAAAAGCAUAUCUCCAACUGACUUCCAAAAAUCUCUAUGUAAGAGAAAAUUCCAAUGCUAUUGAAGGGUUUAUUUUGGAUUUAACACCGUUUUUUAACAGUAUUUCAGUUACGUAACGACGGGCAGUUGAGCUAACUAGUGUUCCCAGAUUCUGAGAUAUACGUGUAUUUCAUAAUUCUAAUGUCUUACAAAUGGCUGUGGAAUUAGCACCCGAACUGAUAACACAAUUAUCAGACUGUAUAUACGAUAUGUAGUAUUUAGGACCAAAAAACAAGAUACAGAGAACAGAUAAGGUAUCAUCAGGUAUAAGUAGAUACUGAUACACUUCUUCAGAUCCAACAGCUAAUUGUUUGUUUUGUUGUUGUUGGUGUUGUUGUUGUUGUUUUUCUUUUUUCUUUGUUUUGGUUUGUUGCUUUUUUUUCGAAUACAUGUACUAAACUUCUGGUCAACAUAAGUCCACACAGAAAUACAUCUAAAAGUUUUCUUUCCACUAACAUAGUAACCAAAAUAUUGUAUGGAAUAAAAUUAUUUUAGCAGCUUCAACAUGGGUUGAAUGGCGAUGUUGUUUGAAGCAAAAAUGGACAAAAAUGCAGGCAAAAGACCGGCAUUCAUCACUGGGCUCAGGUGAGCUAAAAAUGAGAGAACUAUUAUUGAAUAUCUGUUGAUUUAGAGCUCAUAUCAGAGUUGACUGAAGUAUGUUUGCUAAUAUUUUGUUAAGAAAGUGUUGGCAAACAGAAUUCGGUUAACUAUGAUAUCGGUUUUCUUGCUCAAUGUUAAACUAGGAUAUUUAUCACACAGAUAUUCCGGAUCUCUACGUUUUAUAUGUGUUACCUUCGUUCAUUAUAUACUGAUAUCACUUUACAAUUACAGUUUGCAUGUUUCAAUUUUUGUAUAUACAUUUGUUUAAUAAAAAUCGUUUAUUUCCUCUUGUUUCAAUAUUUGAUGAAUAUUUCAUUAAAUUAUUCUAUUUAAAGCUCCCGUAUAAUCCUAUGAUCCAUUGGAAGAGAUAGCUAGUUCAAACAUAAAUUUAUUGAUUUGUCAUUCAUGAAAUUGUGAAUUUAAACACGGUGGAUAAACUAUUAGGGUAGAGCAACAUUCGGGCUAGAUUCUUCCACGCGUUUAUACUACAUAUGAGCCGCGUCAUGAGAAAACCAACAUAGUGCAUUUGCGACCAGCAUGGAUCCAGACUAGCUUGCGCAUCCACGCAGCCUGGUCAGGAUCUAUGCUGUUUGCUAACGGUUUCUCUAAUUGCAAUAGGCUUUGAAAGCGAACAGCAUGUAUCCUGGCCAGACAGCGCGGACGCGAUAAUAAAGAAUUUGUCACGAUAUUUUAACUAUUGUCAUUUUUCCAUGUAAAUUAGUAAUAGUGACAAAUGCCAGUCUAUUUUAGAGAUUUUCGCAGAGAACUGAUAUUAACAUUAUUUUUUGAUAUUGGAUAUGGACUGGCUAUAUUCAUAAUUCUAAAAGUAAAAAUUGAAGAAAAAAAAUAGAUCAUAGUCUAGGAGCUAGUCUAUACAUUUGUAUACAUUAAGACUUAUAUAAUUUAAUUAUGCGAUGGAAUUUACAAAAACAUUGGAGUUUUCUGUAAAAACCAAAUGUGUGUGGUAAAGUUGAAUUUUUUGAACAUAAUGUUUUAAUAUUUAAUUUUUGGCAAAAAUAUUCCGGAUCUCUACAUUUUAUAUGUGUUACCUUCGUUCAUUAUAUACUGAUAUCACUUUACAAUUACAGUUUGCAUGUUUCAAUUUUUGUAUAUACAUUUGUUUAAUAAAAAUCAUUUAUUUCCUCUUGUUUCAAUAUUUGAUGAAUAUUUCAUUAAAUUAUUCUAUUUAAAGCUCCCGUAUAAUCCUAUGCUCCAUUGGAAGAGAUAGCUAGUUCAAACAUAAAUUUAUUGAUUUGUCAUUCAUGAAGUUGUGAAUUUAAACACGGUGGAUAAACUAUUAGGGUAGAGCAACAUUCGGGCUAGAUUCUUCCACGCGUUUAUACUACAUAUGAGCCGCGUCAUGAGAAAACCAACAUAGUGCAUUUGCGACCAGCACGGAUCCAGACUAGCUUGCGCAUCCACGCAGCCUGGUCAGGAUCUAUGCUGUUUGCUAACGGUUUCUCUAAUUGCAAUAGGCUUUGAAAGCGAACAGCAUGUAUCCUGACCAGACAGCGCGGACGCGAUAAUAAUGAAUUUGUCACGAUAUUUUAACUUUUGUCAUUUUUUCCAUGUAAAUUAGUAAUAGUGACAAAUGCCAGUCUAUUUUAGAGGUUUUCGCAGAGAACUGAUAGUAACAUUAUUAUAUGAUAUUGGAUAUAGACUGGCUAUAUUCAUAAUUCUAAAAGUAAAAAUUGAAGAAAAAAAAAUAGAUCAUAGUCUAGGAUCUAGUCUAUACAUCUAUAUACAUUAAGACUUAUAUAAUUUAAUUAUGCGAUGGAAUUUACAAAAACAUUGGAGUUUUCUGUAAAAACCAAAUGUGUGUGGUAAAGUUGGAUUUUUUGAACAUAAUGUUUUAAUAUUUACUUUUUGGCAAAAUUUAAAACUUCCUUUGUUCUUUUUAUUAAUUAAGUUGAUUUGUCAUCUUUACCAGUAGUUUUGGCAUGUUUCUAACUUGUAUAUUUAGAUGUUCUAUGUUAAUAUAGAAAGUUAAGUAAAGAUUUGGAUGGUUUUCA